AGUUGCGUAUUCCACGAAGUCGUUCACCGAGUGCUUCUCGAAGAGCUUCUCAUGAAGAUCCAAAAAGGAAGUUUGACCCAUUUGUUGUGUGGGGAAAAAGGUCUCGUCUGGUGCAUUAUCGAAGCAUUUCUAGUCGGCUUUCAUUCAUCGAGACUUUUUCGCCAAUUUUUUCCGUGGGAUUUCAUCGAAAAGUUCGUCGCCUGGUCUCAUGAACUGCUGAUGGAUCCAAACUUCCUGUCCAGUGACGAAAGCAAGUCGCUCAUGCGCUAUUGCUGUGCACUGGUGUCCAAGAUCGAUUCACACAGCGCACUUGGGAAGGACGGCAAAUUCGAAAUGUUCAUCCUUUUAUCGAUAAGGGACCAUAUGCUUUCCGGUUUGAUUUCGCUCUUCGCUGCUGCUCCGGUGACUCAGAUGAUCUACAACGAACCGUGCUUUCUGCGGACUCCGCAGUAUCGUCUGUAUCUGACACAGCUACUUCUAGCAUUGGACGAGUUCAACUUUGACCUGGAUGAGUCUUUGAUAUUUCCUUUGCCUCUCCUGUACUUCUUGAAUCAGAUUUUCGGUUUAGGUGGCACAAAGAAGCUCAAGGACGAUUUCACUUUUGAUACCAUGGGUUACACUUUUCUGCUGCUCAAUGAUCUGUCAACAGCGUCCACGACCAUAUGUAUGAAGAUGAAGCUCAACAUAAAGGAAUUAGGCAAAAAUGCUGUCCUUUAUUACAACUCUUUGUUCACUUUGCCAUUAAUAGCUCCCUUGAUUAUGUUCGAAGGCCUGCCAGAGGUAAUGGCAUUUGACUACUGGACGGAUCCAGUAUUCAUAGGAUUGUUUUUGCUCUCGUGUUUUGGUGGGUUUUUGCUUAAUGCCGCUACCUUAUGGUGUACCCACUGCAACGGACCACUUGGUACUUCCUGUAUGGGCACAAUCAAAAACAUAUUUGUCACGUACAUCGGAAUGGUCAUUGGCGGCGACUAUGUUUAUUCUUUCUGGAACUUCGCUGGAAUGCACAUAAGGUAUGGUGAUUUUGGUUGUUUUUUAUUGCUUUCUUGAAU
This is a messenger RNA of Soboliphyme baturini, 1049 nucleotides long. NCBI's taxonomy places the organism in Eukaryota, Metazoa, Nematoda, Enoplea, Dioctophymatida, Soboliphymatidae. The record is from the annotation of a GenBank genome assembly.